UUCCUUCCCAGCUCGCAAGGAAUUAUAAUAUCUUUAUCUGUUGUUAGCUUUAUCUGAUCAACAUUUUGACAUAAUCUGCCCGCGCCAUUGAGCCGUUAGACCCGGACUCAGACCCCGUCGAAGACCAAGGACCAGACCUACCGCCAACACUAAAUCACCCCCAAUCUGACACCGAGCAGGCAAGCAGUCAAUCGGUCAAUCGGUCCAUCGCCUUCAAGCUGGGAUAACCACCGCAAGACUGAGGCGAAGCUCAACGCUGGCGCCCGCUCCUGACUAUACGCCAGAGCGCCUUCACUCUUUUGCUACAACAAGGCCAUCUAAUAUCACCAUAAUUCAAGAUGGGUCGCAGGAAGAUUGAGAUCAAGGCCAUCAAGGAUGACAGAAACCGCUCUGUUACCUUUCUGAAGCGCAAAGGCGGUUUGUUCAAGAAGGCGCACGAGCUCUCUGUCCUCUGCUCCGUCGACGUUGCGGUCUUCAUCUUUGGCAGCAACAAGAAGUUGUACGAGUACUCGUCAACUGACAUGCGCGAGCUCAUUACGAGAUACACAUAUCACGGUGGUCCGAACGAGCACAAAGGUCCCUCCGACUUCAGUGGUGGAGCAGACGAUGACGAAGACGACGAUGGCGACGGCACUCCUCCCCACGGGCUUGAGGGCUCUGUCGAGCCUCAGAUGAUGCCUCCUCAUUACCAGAACCCGCACCACGCCCCUUUCCCGCAACACCUGAGACGGAACACUCCCUCGGCCUCACCUCCCAUCAACGGCGUUCCCUUCCCUCCACGCGGCCACACUCCUCAACCGCAGAUGAGCUCAAGGCCCUCAUCCAGGAACGACUUUGGAAGGGGUCCUAAUGUUGGGCCUCCAGGGCCUCCACAAACAAAUGGAUAUGCCUAUAUGCCCAACCCCCAGAUCUACCAGCCUCAGAACCAGAACAUGCAACCAAACAUACAACAUCCUAUGCCACCACAGCACCAGCAGCACCAGCAACAGCACCAGCAGCAGCACCAGCAGCACCAGCAGCACCAGCACCAGCACCAGCAGCAGCAACACCAGCACCAGCAACAUCAACAGCACCAACAGCACCAGCAGCACCCGCCGCCGCCUCAGUAUGGGAAUCCGUAUCCUCCUCAACAUCAGCAACAUCCUCAGAUGCAACCAUACGUCGAAGAUCGGAGGCAGUCAUCUGUCCCUCCCCCAGGCUACCCGUCGCAACCUCCUCAGAACCAGCAGCACAUGUCACCACCACAAUCGCACCCACAGCAGCUACCCGCGCAGCCUCUUCCUCGAAUGUCUCCUCCCCAGUCACAUCAACAACAACAUCUGGAAGUACCUCAGCAGUCCCAUCACAGGCCAUCUCAGGAGCCUCAACCGCCUGCCCUUAUGGAACCCAAACCAGAAGCUUUUGCAGAAAAGCCCAGCCAACCUUUUCUCGAUACCGCUUCAGCCAUCAAGAAAAUGCCGCAACGUAAACAACACAGUAUCUUUACACCGAUUGACGAGGACCGUUCCAUUCUCUCUCAACACUUGGCUUCAUUCGCAGAGCCGAGGGGUUUGAAAGAUGAGCCUGGCACCAAUGGAAUCCGCUCGCAGUCCGUAGAUGUUGGUUCUUUCUCACGAACUAAUGCAGAUUCUUCUCCACCACUGCCUCAGAGAUCCAGCGCUUCCACAUUGGCCAAGAUUAGAAACUCUGUUCCCACCAUCUCAGAAACAUCCUUCACGCCCCCUUCGAGGUCAAACAGUUUGCGGGAUGGUGCACCGCGGCCAAGACUUAGGGUUCAGAUUCCGGACGAACAGUCCGAGACUGGUAGCAAUGCAGGAGAAUCCGUCAUGACAACAUCUCCUCGCAACGCUACAGAUUCGAAUGCUCAGCCCGUCAGAAGAAAUGGUGCCGAGAACCCUGGCAUCGUUUUGCCGCCACCGUCCCCAUCUGCCUCUGCCCUCCUUUCCGCUGGAGCAACAGGGCCACCAAAUCCCUUCGCCAGGCCCACUUCCCAGUCCCAACAAGGUGGCAAUAUGAACAUUGAUACCCCGGUUUCGGCUUUGCCUUCCCGUUUCCUGAACACCGAGUUUCUGCCCAGCCCGAGCAGCUUCUAUCCUGAGUGGAAUUUUUCGCGCAAUGACAGCAAUACCUUGCCCAGUCCUCUCAACUUCGCUACGCCUGUUCACGGCACAGGACCAUCUUUCCUCAGAGAGGAGACUUCAAAUAAGCGAAAAAGCCCCGAAAUCAGCACUGCUGGUCCUGCCUCGGACGGAGCAGAAGGUUAUGAGGCGAAAAGAGUCAAAAUUGACACUUGAAACGUUCCCUCUCAAAACAACUGUCCCGAAUACUUGACUUCGUCUAUUUCGCAAUUCGUGCGUGUACAACACCCUACUUACAGCUUUUAAAAGUACUGAGCGUCCUUCAUUUGCUUGGUUCCUUGGCUAGGAUCUAUUUACGUCGGAUAUCCCACUAGUUU
Messenger RNA from Truncatella angustata, 2455 nucleotides. RefSeq lists its product as uncharacterized. The record is from RefSeq and is a predicted model, not a curated record. Gene Ontology annotation, molecular function: DNA-binding transcription factor activity, RNA polymerase II-specific; RNA polymerase II cis-regulatory region sequence-specific DNA binding; protein dimerization activity. Lineage: Eukaryota; Fungi; Ascomycota; Sordariomycetes; Amphisphaeriales; Sporocadaceae. The transcript is spliced from 3 exons. Gene Ontology annotation, biological process: positive regulation of transcription by RNA polymerase II. Bases 339 to 2294 code for a protein of 651 amino acids.